Messenger RNA from Nothobranchius furzeri (turquoise killifish), 2491 nucleotides. RefSeq names its product F-box and WD repeat domain containing 9 (gene fbxw9). Lineage: Eukaryota; Metazoa; Chordata; Actinopteri; Cyprinodontiformes; Nothobranchiidae. The record is from RefSeq and is a predicted model, not a curated record. Gene Ontology annotation, molecular function: protein binding.
UUGACACACGUUAAACGGCUGUCUGAAAGCGAAUUCGGUGUUUUUCCAACUAAAGUAACGUCAGCUGCUGUUUCUGUGAGAAUAAUUUUAACUAAAUAUUCGAUAAACAACUUCGCUUCCAGCUGUUUUGUUAAACGGAACGGGCAUUUAUUUCAAUUUAUAUUGACUAUUUGCUGAUAACGAUUUAGUGUUUCCAGUACAGGGCUAGUUGUUUUGGUUAGUUGUUACAGUUGGCGGUUUCUCCUGAAAUAGUAGCAGAAGACAUGCUAGCUUACAGCCAGUGAGGAAGGGGAUGUCGGACGGCAGGGUUAGCCUGAACGAAGCACAGGCAGGAGGACCAGAUGAGUACCCUGGUGGACCAAGAUGUCCUCCGGAGCCUUCGAGGUCUCCCUGCACGGACCAGCCAGACCUGCAGGGUCCGUCUGCUGUCAGCUUUUCCUCAGCUGAUCUCAGCCCAUCACCUGCUGAGCCCAGUGGUUUACUGUCGUUGCCAUGGGAGAUCCUAACUAAAAUCGCCUCCCAUCUUCCUGCUCAGUGUGUCAUCAACGAGCUGCCAAAGGUCUGUCAUGUCCUGGGCGCUGUGGCCAAGGACAGCACUGCUUGGCAGCUGCGAGCACAGAGACUAAUUGGGUCAAGAGCUCGAUUUCCAGUAGGGCCCAGGGAGGACUUUGACUGGCCUACUGCUUGCCUAGAGAUGGAGCAGCUGAUACGCUGCUGGACUGAAGAACAUGAAGCCAAGCAGAGCCGAGAAGAUGAGGAACACAGGAAUCUGGAACAGGGUAGGGGGGCAAAUGUGGGAGGACAGGAAGAUGCUGCAGAGGAAGUAGGAGUGGGUGCGGUGGCACAGGGAGUAGCUUAUGGUGCUAAUGUAGUAGUGGAAUUUGUAAUGAAGGAUGAAGAAAUGCAACCAGUUCUAGAUGACCAGAUGGCAAGGCUGAGAAUAGAGUUAGAGGACCGGCUGAAGGAUGGGGCUUUAAUAGAAGAUGGACGGGUGGCGGUGAAUGCUGAUGUGGGACAAGAGGCAGCUCUCCAUGGCCACAAUGUCUUCAUGAACCAGGAAAAUGGAGAACAGGCAGAAGGAAUGGAACACCAAGCAUCCACACAUCCGAGUGCACCUCCAGCAGUGGAGUGCAUCACCCUGCCUUCAAGCCACAUUGCCCUGGUCAACUCAGUCCUCCUGCUGGGUGGGGAGGGGGCCAUCUGUGCCACAGCCUCCAGGGACUGGAAUGUGAAACUAUGGGAUCUGCAGGCAGGCACCAAUGGGACGCUGCUGGACACACUGGUAAAGCGGGGGGAAUUCAGCACCCACCGGGGCUGGGUGUGGUGUCUGGCAUCUGAGGGGGCCCUGCUGGCCUCGGGGGGCUUUGAUAGCACAGUGAGGCUCUGGGACCUUCAGGCUGGAGGUGCAGACAGGGGCCUGAUCCAGACCGGAGCUGCCGUCCUCUGCUUGUCCUGUCAGACAGACGUGCUGCUGGCUGGUACUUUUGACAAGAUGAUCCGCAUGUAUGACACCAGAGCUGCUGAACCAUUGGUUAGAAGCCUUAAUUGCCAUGUCAGCGCCGUGAUGUGCCUCACUGCAGAUGACAAAUACAUCAUCUCUGGGAGCAAAGACCGCACUGUGGCUGUCUACGACCGCAGGGCGGGCAAAUACCUGCAGAAAAUUCAUCUGAACUCGUACCUGCUGUCCAUGAGCCACAGCGGUAAUGAAGUCUGGAUGGGAGACGGCCGAGGCAUGUUACAGUGCUUCUCCAUGCAGGCGGGGACAUUAAAACACCUGUUCCAGUUUGAUGUGGGACACAGUGCUGUGGUCACGGGCGUCCACAGUUCUCAGGGAAGCCUCUACACCUGCUCCACGGAUCGGACCGUCAAGGUUCACCUUCCUUCUGCACCUCCGAGGACUUUAUGUACUCUGCAUCAUCAAAAUAGCAUCCACGGGUUGAGCGCAAAGGCUGGAGUCCUGGCUGUGGCCUCUGGUGGAGUUGGUGUGGACAUCUAUCGACCCAGACAAUGAAAACUGAAGAGCUGCAGGAAUUUCUCAGCAGCGUUCUGACUCGAGCACAGAAAUGUGGAUCAAAAAAGAUCAUUCUGACUUCAGAUCCAGCCGUGGUGUUUUACAGGCUGGUUUCCUCUAGUAAUAUCUGAUAAUCGUCUAAAAAAACAAAUGUUAACAAGAUGUAUGUCACCCACAGAUGUUCCACUAAGUCCCAGUCUCAUUGUUUUCAUUCCUUUUAAAUGUACAUCUAAAGAUGUUUAUUUCUCUUGUGUUUCUACAGUUUUUUCAUGACUGAUGUGAUUUUAAGUUUUUUAGUGCAGAUAAAUGUUUUCUGGUGUUUCUGAAACAGUUCAAACUUUGUGUUUAAUGCGCGUCAGACAGCAUUAAAGUCAGACUUUAAGGUGUUUAUAGAUUUUAUGAAUUGUAUUUCAUUACAGAACACUUACAGGGAAUGUUUUCUGCGGCACAAUCAUUACACCAUUAAAAACAUCCAGUGUG